CCGCCCGGACCCGUCAGUCUUGCGCACGCCUUCGACGCGUGGGGUUGUGUCGUUGCCCGCUGCUCUCUGGCGUUUUCUUUCGCGGUUAGGGAACACCUCGCUUCGCCGAUCUCUCGCGAAUCCCAGUCUGCAUCGCGAUCUCGGAAGCGUCCGCGGUACGAUCGACGGUGCUGCGUGGUUCCGGUACAGUGAGGAAAACCGUGCGAGCGAGGACGAGCGAAGGAGAAACGAGGAACGAGGGAAGCGAGAAGAAGACAGAGAGAGAGAGAAAGAGCGAGCAGGACGGUCGGAGUGGUCGGAGUGCUGCUCGUGAUCGAUCUCGCAGAGUGUCGCGCGUCAAGGUGUUUUCUCCUCGCGUACGAGUACGAGCCGAUCUCUUAUUAUUAUGUCACCGAUCGCGUGUGGUCACCGUAGAUCGCUUUGACUUCGAAGUGACUCGCGAAACCAAGGAACGACGUCCAACGCAACGAUGUUACCGCAGACACCCGAUAUCAUCCCGACUACACUCAAUCAGCAAAAAUGCGUGAAAGCGCGGGCUUUGUACGACAAUAUCGCCGAGGCGCCCGACGAGCUAGCUUUUCGAAAAGGCGACGUCCUCACCGUGCUGGAACAGAAUACCGCCGGUCUCGAGGGGUGGUGGUUGUGCGCCCUGCGGGGGCGACAGGGCAUCUGUCCAGGAAAUCGAUUGAGGCUUCUGGUUGGCCAAUACGACACAGGGGGUUGUUUGGUCGGCAGCAGAGCCGACCUAACGAUUGCGGAGGACGGUAUACAGAGACACGGGAAGAGGCGUAGCUGGCACGUGCAGCCCAACAGGGUUGUGACGCCGCAGAAGUGCGGAGAUGUCUACUUGUAUGAUCUCCCAGCCAGCCGGGGGAGUCCCGCGCCACCAUCCAGACACGAUUCACCCCUCAACUCUACAAACAAUGAGCACUCGCACAAUACGGGGCGAUACACCAGCAACAGCACGCGGAGCUCCGUCGACAACGGGGGUGGCGAUGUAAACGAGUGUUACGACGUGCCACCACGUGCCAUCCCUGUGAUCUCCUCGCCGGCGAGCAGUCCAAGCCCGGCUCCAUCGUGCUACGAUAUCCCAAGGCCGCCGACAUCCUGCACACCAAACUCGAAUUGCUCUGGCAUUACGCCGUUGGAUUGCUACGACGUGCCGCGACCCUUGCAACCCCUCACGCCCAGCAGCUCGGCCUCCAGCCUGACCAACGACUCCCUCAGCGGGUCGAACAGAUCGAGUUUGGCUGCACCGGAUUACGACGUGCCCCGACCGCGUCUUCCAGCAUCCUCGUUGCCGUCCCGACACAACACUCCCAUACCGAAGACUCCGACACCACCGCCACCCACGCAGCAGAUCUACGAUGUACCAGUCAGCAAGGAACUUCCGUUGGAGCUGGACUCCGCCCUGGAAGGUUUACAGAGGUUGCAGGGCGAGGCCUCCGCCGCGAUAGCCAGGUUACUGGGCUUUGUAAGCCCCGGCUGGAGAACGCCACAACGGUUGGAUGCCACCCUUAUGGACUUGAGGCUAGCUGCUCUCAGGCUCAGAACAUCUCUGCACGAUCUAGCUGAGUUCGCGGAAGGUACGCUGGGUAAUGCGGGCAAAGCACCGGAUAAAGGCCUGGCGACGAAAUUACGGCCGCUGGUGAAGGCGCUGCGUGAUUCCGACAAGCUCGUGCAGGAAGCCGCUACUGAAUUGGACACGAUGGAAUGGGACGCGAGUAAGCUCUGUCGCGGCGGUGGUGAUACUCCGACGCCUACUAAUGGAUCCCCGCCCUCGUUACUACUACCUGUGCAGCCGGAUCCCCUCGAUCAGCUGAUCGCGUGCGCUAGAGCACUCACGGAAGACGUUCGUCAGGUCGCUAGUUUCAUUCAGGGAAACUCCACAUUGCUUUUCAAACGAGCGUCGAUCAUCUCUACGGGUAGCAGCAACAAUAGCGGCGCCGGCGAGGAUUACGACUACGUGAAUCUGGACUCGCGUGAGGUCGUGGCGAAGCAACGGGAGGAACUGCGAGCCGCACUGCCGCAGGAGCUUCGCAGUAAUUACGAUCUACUGGUGUCCGAGGCGGACAAUGCGGCGAUUCAAAUGCCACCCACGACACCGACGCCUAUGGAUCCUAACGACAAGCAAUUGUUGGCCUUCUAUGUUGCACAAGUGAUCACGCAUGGCGCACACCUGACUCACGCCAUUGAUGCCUUUCUGCAGACGGUCGAGCACAAUCAACCACCCAAGGUUUUCCUGGCUCACGGCAAGUUCGUCGUGCUGAGCGCACACCGGCUGGUGCACAUCGGCGACACGGUGCACCGAAACGUGACGCGCAACGACGUGCGGACGCGCGUGCUGCAGUGUGCGAACGCCCUGAACGAGGCACUCGCGCAAACCGUGCAGAAGACAAAGCAGGCCGCACAGUUUUUCCCGAGCGUCACCGCGGUGCAGGAGAUGGUCGACAGCGUCGUCGACGUUUCGCAUCUGGCCAAGGAUCUCAAGGUUGCCAUGAUACACGCCGCUCAACAGCCGUGAGGAGGAUCUCUGUCGCACGUGCAGUCACAAAACAAGUUCCUCGAACGCACUCCUCACAGCCCACAGCUUAGUCCUCCUCGUUAAGGAGUAGAUCUUGAGACCACGGAAGACGGGACUGCAACGCAUUACGGGAUUCACUUCGCGAUUAGAUGUAAUACCGAGUGCGAUCAAAUUAAAGAUGAUAUUCGAAGGAUAAAUAUAAAACGUUAUUUAAAUUUUUUAGAUUUUAGAGUAACUAUUACUAAAAAAUUCCAGCACAUUCAUGAAACGUGAAUAUUCAUUUUUCACACGAUGAUUGCAAACUUUGGAGAACUCUCACGUAUGAUCCUUCGAACAUUGUCUAUGAGAUGCUGCUAUUAUUUCAGCAAGCUCAUGAGCAAGGACGCAAUGGUAUUGAAAGUGCGUGAUUAUUUUUUUCAAGAGGAAACGAACGCUAGAGAAUUUCGCUUGGAAUUCUCGGCGACUACACUUUCAGUACCAAACGACGAAAUAAUCAAACAUAAUCCGUAUACGCUUCAUACAAGGCGGGGAACAUUUGAAUCUUGCACAUUUUAGUACGUCUCGUGCAGCUAUUGUCCCCUUGCAUUAUUAUCGUUACAAAAGAAAAAGAGUCCGUGGCCUAAAAUAGAAAUCUGCUACUGCCAAAGCUCCAGUAUAUAGUUGAUAAGAGAGACGAAGGAUGUCUUAGGACGAGUGUCUUUAUAAUGUACUCGAAGCAUUGUAAUCUUUCAUAGGAAAUCUGUAUCGUCAUUCAGAUAGACUAGAUAGUCGUGUGUGAAAUGAGAUAUAACGAGGCCAAGUGAUAGCUUUCUGGCACGUGAAGCAUUUCCCGAAGUGGAAACCUCCGCGAGUUCACGACUUACGGCCAGCACCGUUGUCCGUCGCGAAGUCCACUUCGGGCAUACGCCAACGAUCUAAGCAGCUAAACAUGUAGUAGUUUCAUAGAUGUACGUAUACACGUAGAACAUACACAUGCAACUAGACAGUUAAGGUAUUCAUAUCUCUCCCUUAGAGCCGGUUUCGCGUCGAGUUAACUGUAAUCCGUCGUUCAACUGUUUCCUCAUCUCCAUCUCCGAACCAGAGCAGAAAGAAGAAAUGAGUUAAGCGAUGCUUACAGUUAACUAACGUCGCGGAAACCAGCGAUUUGAGUAAUGCGGAUCGGAAGUGUUUUCCUCUCGUCGGGGAAGAAUCACCGUUGCUUUUAUAUUUGAGGGUGAUACGAGAAAUCGAUGUGAAUACCAACGCCGGAAGUUAAAUUGCACGACAACCGCGUUCUGUGUCUGCGGUUCGAUCGUGUUCGAUCGGAAAAUUGACAUCGCGGAAAUACAGAUGCAGGCCGCGCAAGACUUUGCUGCGGGGAGUACACUCUUUGGGAUAUGCCGCGCAGGCGAAUCUACUUAUUUGUUACGAACGGUUUUUUUGUAAGAGGACUUUAAACGAAUUUUAUACGAAGCUUUUACCGCCGGGUUACGACUUUUUCGAGCGCCCAGGCCUUUUUACCAUAAGGCUCUUCCAUAACAGCGAAUUGAUAAGCGCACACCGCGAUCCGCAGCGGAUCGAGUUUACAAACCGUCGCCGCAGAAUUUCCACAACUACCCGUGAAGACUACCAAUGCCUUUUUCACAGAGCGAGUGAACGUUGUUAUAAUACUAAACUUAGCAGGUUCAAAUCCUGUGGCAAAUCGAUGCAGACAGAAAAUUGCAUGUUUUCAUUAAGAAAAAAACUGGAAAGAUUUUUUGUCACUUAAUCAUCAAAGUUGUCUUCUUCAUAGUAAGAUGGAUUAAAAGCAGGAUUAAGAUUACAACAUCAGACAAUAUCUUCAAGUUAAGAGAUCUCAGAGAAUCGUGAAACAGUUUUAAAUGUUUGAAGUCAGAGAUGCACGUACGACCUGAUUGCUAAUUUGCGGCGUACUUGUUCCAAUGGUAUUCCUCACGUGCAAAAGUGUACUUAAAAGUAAUUUACCGACUAUGGAACUCGCUCAAUGCAUGCGAAACCAUCCUUCUAUUUAUUAAAAUUUUGCCGCGCCUCGAUUACGCGACGGAAACAUGACUGUGUGACCGUGCAUACAAUUACAUGCAUGCCGCUAGCAUACCGUGCAUUAAGAUGUAACCGGCCGUUUUCGUUGCAGCUUUAAUGGUAACGCGCGUCUGUUAGCAUCCUUUUAUUAUUCACCGAAAUUGUUUCCUCUGACGUCCUUUUUUCCCUGAAGGAUAAAAUUACCGUGAUUGUUAUUGUAAUAGAAACGAUCCUUCUGAGAAUGAUUUAUGACACUUAUUACGCGACAUAGUUCAUGCUUUAUUUUUUAGAGAUUAUACACUCAAGCAUAUCGCGUAUGUAGGAAAGCGUUUAUACACGAACCUCGUUUACGAGACCUGUAUUAUAAUUCAUUGGCGAAGUGUUUUUGUAAUAUAAUACGUAUAUGGGAUAGGCAGUUUAUAUAUAUAUACAUAGACUUUAGAAUUGUAUAUUUAGAAAUUUCUAAUAGUCGAAUCGAUAGGUGCUUAUCAGACAUCCACGUUGAGACAUCGUGUGUUACAACAAACGUUAAUUCGAAUGACUUUUCCUUUUCGCAACCGACCGUUAUUGCUGAUGUCAUCCGCAUGACACGUUUCCUUUUUGUACAUUGUACCUGGAAGAUCCUUUUGCGAUAAUUAUAGACCAUCCUCGCGAUUAUUCAUAGACGUAUGUGUAUACACGUAACGGUAUCCCGUAUUAUUGGAUUGAUAAGUGAUAAAACUUACGAUCGAGAGCAGAUGAAAUUAAUUAGACGAAGAAAUUAGAAGAAUCGAAUAUAACGCGCGCGACGUAAUCAUUAGCGGAAUUUAAUCACACAUCGAACGCUCGUUUAUCACAGUGACGCUUGUAUCAUGCUUUCGACAUAGUUGUGCUCGAGGACAACUCCUGCGUUUAAUCAUCGAAGACUUUUUUUGCGCCGUUUCGCAGAACAGAAACUACAUUACGAAUUAAAUAUAACUGAUUAUGUUACCUUAAGAAUAUCUUAUUUGUACAUAGAUAUAUUUAUACAUAUUAUAUAUAUAUACACACAUAAUUAUUCCUAUUACAGAAACGGAGUAUGUAUACAUGAAUGCAAACGGUACACCCGUGAUGCUACAGUGGAGAGUAAACUUGUUUGAAUAUAUCGUGCAAUGUCAAACAUAAUUUUUAAACCAAAAUGUAUUACGGGGGACGAAGCAUUUGAAGAUGAAACCGUCUGUCGAGACGGGUAUUCGUGAAUUCGAUUUUAAAUGUAAGUAGAAACUCUGUAUAAAUUGAGCUCAUUUUCGAUACUGUAAAAUAUUAUGUUUUUCUACAUAUUUUUUAACACGCUUGUGACAACGCCCUUGAAUGAUUGAUUUCGUAUAUUGGCGCGUUACUUGUACAUUAUAGUUUCGAUCAUUCAAUAAAGUUUCGGUAAAAUG
Ooceraea biroi (clonal raider ant) is the source of this 5943-nucleotide messenger RNA. RefSeq names its product Serine_rich_CAS and FAT-like_CAS_C domain-containing protein p130CAS (gene p130CAS). Gene Ontology annotation, biological process: cell surface receptor protein tyrosine kinase signaling pathway; cell migration. Gene Ontology annotation, molecular function: protein binding. Lineage: Eukaryota; Metazoa; Arthropoda; Insecta; Hymenoptera; Formicidae. The record is from RefSeq and is a predicted model, not a curated record. Gene Ontology annotation, cellular component: cytoplasm; plasma membrane.